UUGCCUAAAGCCUUCCAAGUUUAGCCUUUUUAGCAGAACGCCACUCAUUUAGUAUGUUAGAACUACAGUUCCCGGCAUGUGCCGGAAGGCAGCUUCCGGCGCCGUCUUUUCCCAGCAUUCGUUGUUUACUUCCGGGUUCACCAGUACUGAAGGGAGAACGCUUUCGUCCCCGCCAUGGCUGAGCUGAUCCAGAAGAAGUUACAGGGAGAAGUGGAGAAAUAUCAACAGCUACAGAAAGACUUGAGUAAAUCCAUGUCAGGGAGGCAGAAGCUAGAGGCACAACUAACAGAAAAUAAUAUCGUGAAAGAGGAACUGGCCCUGCUGGAUGGGUCCAACGUGGUCUUUAAACUUCUGGGUCCCGUGCUGGUCAAACAGGAACUUGGGGAGGCUCGGGCUACAGUGGGGAAAAGGCUAGACUACAUCACAGCUGAAAUUAAGCGAUAUGAAUCCCAGCUCCGGGACUUAGAGCGCCAGUCAGAACAACAGAGGGAGACCCUUGCUCAGCUGCAGCAGGAGUUCCAGCGGGCCCAGGCAGCAAAGGCAGGGGCUCCUGGGAAGGCCUGACCCCGUGGUGGGGGGAAGGGGAGGGGAGGGAAUGAGGCAGCUCUAGGGUCUAUACUGUAGCUAAUAAAAUGUGAAAAUACCUGGCCAUUUUCUGACCAGCCA
This is a messenger RNA of Camelus dromedarius (Arabian camel), 666 nucleotides long. RefSeq names its product prefoldin subunit 6 (gene PFDN6). The transcript has 5 exons. Gene Ontology annotation, biological process: protein folding; chaperone-mediated protein complex assembly. Gene Ontology annotation, molecular function: protein-folding chaperone binding. Gene Ontology annotation, cellular component: prefoldin complex; cytoplasm. NCBI's taxonomy places the organism in Eukaryota, Metazoa, Chordata, Mammalia, Artiodactyla, Camelidae. Bases 175 to 564 code for a protein of 129 amino acids. The record is from RefSeq and is a predicted model, not a curated record.